AUGAUUGUCAUCUUCCUUCAAGCUUCAUUCUCUGCGUUCCAGGACUGGUCCACGGCCAGAGUGAUGAAGUCCAUUCUCAACAUGUUGCCAGCCGAGUGCCUUGUGGUGCGUGAUGGAAACAUGACCCGUAUCAACACCAACCAACUGGUGGUUGGUGAUAUCGUCCAUCUGAGUAUGGGCAACAAGGUGCCCGCCGACAUGGUCAUCAUCCACACUUCCGGCGACCUCAAGGUCGACAACUCCGUGCUGACUGGCGAGAACAAGCCAAUCUCGGUCCAGACCUCACCCACCGACCAGUCCUUCCUCGAGUCCAAGAACAUGGCCUUCAUGGGCACCUACGUCUUCAACGGCACCGGCACCGGUGUCGUCGUGCUCACGGGCAACAACUCUGUGAUGGGCCGCAUCAACAAGCUUACUAACAGCCGCGGCGAGAAGGUGUCCAUCAUCCAGAAGGAGAUCACUCGCUUCGUUAUGAUCAUCGUCAUCCUGACCGUGGCCCUCGCCGCCAUGUUUGCCAUCGAGUGGGCCGCCUUCCUCCGCAUCAAGCACCCCAACUUCAUGACCACCGUCGGCAUGCUCAUGAAUGUCAUGUCAUGUGUUGUCGCCUUCAUCCCCGAGGGCAUGCCCAUCUGUGUCGCCCUGACGUUGCUGAUCGUCGCCAAGCGCAUGAAGGAGAACAAUAUCCUGCCCAAGGCCUUGACCACCGUUGAGACUCUCGGCUGUGUCAAUGUGAUCUGCUCGGACAAGACUGGCACACUCACCCAGAACAAGAUGUUUGUCACAUCGGUCGGCUUCAUCGACAAUCAGUCCAUCCCAGAGCAUGUACGCGACUGCAUCGCUGGCGACAAUGACACCAAUACCUCACGUGCCUACCAACAAAUCCAACUGGCCUCUGUACUCUGCAACAACUCGACCUGGGAGGCCUCGACCAUCGCCCUGCCACUCUCUGAGCGCAAGAUCAAUGGAGACGCCACCGACGCAGCCAUCUUCCGCUUUGGAGAGACCAUGUCCACGGCUGUGCGCUCCAACACUCGCAGCGCCUUCCCCCGUGUGUUUGAGAUCCCAUUCAACUCCAAGAACAAGUGGAUGCUCACCAUGCACAGCAUUGCCGUCGACGAGGACGACUCGCUGAGUGACCCCUCCAUCAACAUCUUCGGCCGUCCAUUCGGCGCCAGCAAGUCCGAGCACCUGGUCUUUGUCAAGGGUGCCCCAGACGUCCUGCUCCACCGCUGCAUCAACAUUGUCAACGCCGCCACCAACACUGUCGCACCCCUCAACCUCGACGCCCAAGAGACCAUUGAGGCCAUCCAACAAAAGUGGUCGCGCUCAGGCCAGCGUGUGCUGCUGAUCUGCCGUCGUUUCUACACUCCAGUGUCCGCCGUGGGCAGCGCCGAGCUGCAGCAAGAGAUGGAGGACAGUGUCCGCGACCUUACCAUCAUCGGUCUGCUGGGCAUCAUGGACCCACCCCGCCCCGAGAUCACCGAGACUGUUGCCACCGUGCGCCGUGCCGGAGCCCGCUUCUUCAUGGUCACCGGUGACUUUGGUCUGACCGCUGCCGCCAUUGCCCGCCAGAUUGGUAUCUUCACUCAGAACGACCCCGAGCCAGAGACCUACGAGGACAUCCUGUUGCAACCGGACGAGUCGCACUUUGCCGCUGGCAAGAUCACCUCCCUGCUGUUGACGGGAAGUGACAUUGCCAAGCUCGACGACAAGGGCUGGGACUCAGCCUGCAAGUACGAGGAGAUCGUCUUUGCCCGUACGACACCAGAGCAGAAGCUGCGCAUCGUCACCGAGCUCCAGAAGCGUGGAGGAGUCGUUGCCGUCACUGGUGAUGGUGUGAACGAUGCGCCCGCCCUCAAGGCUGCCGAUGUCGGUGUUGCCGUCGUCUCUGGCUCUGAUGUCGCCAUUGAAGCCGCCGACCUCGUCCUCAUGGGCAGUUUCGACAAGAUCACCGAGGCCAUGCGUCUUGGCCGUCUCGUGUUCCAGAACCUGCAGAAGGUCAUCUCAUUCCUGCUGCCAGCCGGCUCUUGGUCCGAGAUCAUGCCAGUGGUCGUCAACUCGUUCUUUGGUACACCCGCUCCGCUGUCCUCCUUCCUGAUGAUCAUCAUCUGUUGCUUCACCGAUGUGUUCCCAUGCCUGUCGCUGAUCAUGGAGAAGCAAGAGAUGGACCUCAUGUCGAUGCCACCCAGGAACGCCAAGAAGGACCAUCUGAUCACCAUGCGCAUCUACGCCCAGUCCUACUUCCUGAUGGGCACCAUCCAGUCUGUCGUGUCCAUGUUCCUGUUCUUCCUGUACAUCGAGGAGUACACUGGUCUGUCGUGGUACGACCUGGCCUACACCUACGGUGACAUUGACUUCACCAAGGCCAAGGUGUCUGCCGACGACUUUAACAACAUCUACGUGCCAACCGGUACGUGUGUCACGUUCAUCGCACUGAUGAUGAUGCAGUGGGGUAACAUCCUGGCCAUCCGUAACCGUCGCAUGUCGAUCAUUACCGCCGACCCAAUCCGUCCACAGCGCCGCAACUACUACAUCUUUGGCAGCUGGGUGCUGUCGAUGAUCGUGGCGCUCAUCGUCACCAAGGUGCCCUGGAUCCAGACGAUCUUCCUCACUGGCGACGUGCCCAUCAAGUACUGGUUGCUGCCAUUGCCCUUCGCUGCGGCCAUCCUCUUGUUGGAUGAGAUUCGCAAGUUGAUCGUCCGUCUCUUCCCCAAGGGACCCAUUGCCUGGGUUGCUUGGUAA
This is a messenger RNA of Acytostelium subglobosum LB1, 2742 nucleotides long. RefSeq lists its product as hypothetical. Gene Ontology annotation, cellular component: membrane. The coding region runs from base 1 to 2742 and encodes 913 amino acids. Lineage: Eukaryota; Evosea; Eumycetozoa; Acytosteliales; Acytosteliaceae. The transcript has a single exon. The record is from RefSeq and is a predicted model, not a curated record. Gene Ontology annotation, molecular function: ATP binding; P-type sodium:potassium-exchanging transporter activity; ATP hydrolysis activity. Gene Ontology annotation, biological process: sodium ion export across plasma membrane; potassium ion import across plasma membrane; intracellular sodium ion homeostasis.